GUCACGAAGGCCACUGCAGCACCCGCCCUCUCGGCCAGCCCCCGGGUCGGCUCUCAAUCUCCCGCUUUGCGUUUCUCUCCCGGCUGCAUCCCGACGAAGAUGGCAACCGAUGGGCUGCACGAGAACGAGACGCUGGCGUCGCUGAAGAGCGAGGCCGAGAGCCUCAAGGGCAAACUGGAGGAGGAGCGGGCAAAGCUGCAUGACGUGGAGCUGCACCAGGUGGCUGAGCGGGUGGAAGCCCUGGGCCAGUUCGUCAUGAAGACCAGAAGGACCCUCAAAGGCCACGGAAACAAAGUCCUGUGCAUGGAUUGGUGCAAAGACAAGCGGAGGAUCGUGAGCUCCUCACAGGAUGGGAAGGUGAUUGUGUGGGAUUCCUUCACGACUAACAAGGAGCACGCUGUCACCAUGCCCUGCACAUGGGUGAUGGCUUGCGCUUACGCUCCGUCGGGAUGUGCCAUCGCUUGUGGGGGUCUGGAUAAUAAGUGUUCCGUGUAUCCACUGACAUUUGACAAAAAUGAGAACAUGGCUGCUAAGAAGAAGUCUGUCGCUAUGCACACAAACUACCUGUCUGCCUGCAGCUUCACAAACUCGGACAUGCAGAUCCUGACAGCCAGUGGUGAUGGGACAUGCGCCCUGUGGGAUGUAGAGAGCGGACAGCUGCUGCAGAGCUUCCAUGGGCAUGGGGCUGAUGUCCUCUGCUUGGACCUGGCCCCCUCAGAAACUGGAAACACCUUCGUGUCUGGGGGUUGUGACAAGAAGGCCAUGGUGUGGGACAUGCGCUCUGGACAGUGUGUGCAAGCCUUUGAAACUCAUGAAUCUGACGUCAACAGUGUCCGAUACUACCCCAGUGGAGAUGCCUUUGCUUCUGGGUCAGAUGAUGCAACGUGUCGCCUCUACGACCUGCGAGCAGAUAGAGAGGUUGCCAUCUAUUCCAAGGAGAGUAUCAUAUUUGGAGCGUCGAGCGUGGACUUCUCCCUCAGUGGUCGCCUGCUCUUUGCUGGGUACAAUGACUACACCAUCAAUGUCUGGGAUGUUCUCAAGGGCUCCAGGGUCUCCAUCCUGUUUGGACAUGAAAACCGCGUCAGCACUCUUCGGGUUUCUCCUGACGGGACAGCAUUCUGCUCAGGGUCAUGGGAUCACACCCUAAGAGUUUGGGCAUAAUCCUCUCACGGCGUGCACGAAGAACAUAUGUCCUCCCGUGUAGCUAUGACGUCUAGAGGAGCCCAGGACUUCCCACGGGCUAGCUUAUGGAGCAGCUUCACAGCUCAGCCCUCACUCAGCCCUCCAGUGUCACCACGAAAACCAUCCCCUUCCUGGAAAUGCACCCCUGUAGGUCUCGGCACUUCGACUGUACCUUCGAGUCCUUGCUUCAUCUCCAACACUCUGUAAAGUUUCUCUGUUUUUUAAGUUAUUUCAUCCAAUAGAGUUCCACAUUUAUCAGCAUUUAAACUGUCCCCCAUUGCUUCCUCGAAUCCAGUCUGUCUUCAGAGCACUUUAAACUACCUAUUCUUGGCGUGGACUGUGGCUUCUAGAACCUUCCUCUGGACAUGCCAGCUCUCCGG
This is a messenger RNA of Arvicola amphibius (Eurasian water vole), 1562 nucleotides long. RefSeq names its product G protein subunit beta 5 (gene Gnb5). The transcript has 11 exons. Bases 100 to 1161 code for a protein of 353 amino acids. Gene Ontology annotation, cellular component: heterotrimeric G-protein complex; cytoplasm. NCBI's taxonomy places the organism in Eukaryota, Metazoa, Chordata, Mammalia, Rodentia, Cricetidae. Gene Ontology annotation, molecular function: protein binding; signaling receptor complex adaptor activity. Gene Ontology annotation, biological process: G protein-coupled receptor signaling pathway; G protein-coupled dopamine receptor signaling pathway. The record is from RefSeq and is a predicted model, not a curated record.